AAAAGCGCCAUAAGACAUGGCUCACACAUGUAUCCACUGGUUCCGCAAGGGACUCAGGUUGCAUGACAACCCAGCAUUAAUGGCUGCUCUGAGGGACUGUAAGGAGAUCUACCCUGUGUUCAUCCUGGACCCAAAUCUCCAUAACAACACAUGUGUGGGCAUCAAUCGCUGGAGGUUCCUUAUAGGGGCACUCAAAGACCUGGACUGUAGCCUCAAGAAACUAAACUCAAGGCUAUUCGUCCUGAGAGGCAAGCCAGAGGAUGUGUUCCCCAAGCUGUUCAAUGAGUGGAAAGUCACAAAGUUGACCUAUGAAUAUGACUCUGAGCCCUACAGUCUGAGCCGUGACAAAAGGGUGACCACAUUGGCCAAAGAACAUGGUGUUGAAAUCAUCUAUAAAAUCUCCCACACUCUUUAUGACAUAGAGAGGAUAAUUGAGGAAAACAAUGGGAAGGCUCCCCUUACAUAUAACCGCAUGCAGGCACUAGUGAAGACUCUUGGCCCCCCUAAGAGACCAGUCUCUGCUCCAACCAUGGAACACAUAAAAGAUGUGAAGACUCCUUAUUCUGAAAACCAUGAAAAGAAAUACGGGAUCCCUACACUGGAUGAGCUUGGCCAGGACACUUCUGUGAUUGGAGAGGAGAUGUUCCCAGGUGGAGAACAGGAGGCCUUGAGGAGACUAGAUGAACAUACGACAAGAACGGGAUGGAUUUGUAGCUUUGAAAAACCUCAGACCUCUCCAAACUCUCUGAGCCCUAGUACCACUGUUCUCAGCCCAUAUGUCACCUUUGGCUGCCUGUCUGCGCGCACCUUCUGGUGGAAGCUGACGGAGGUCUAUCAGGGGAGGAAGCACUCGGAUCCUCCGGUUUCCCUGCAUGGCCAAUUACUGUGGAGAGAGUUCUUCUACACAGCUAGUUUGGGUAUCCCCAACUUUAACAAGAUGGAGGGCAACCCUGUAUGCACUCAGGUGGACUGGGACACUAACCCCGAAUAUCUGGCUGCAUGGAGAGAGGCUCGGACCGGUUUCCCAUUCAUUGAUGCAAUCAUGACUCAGCUGAGACAGGAGGGUUGGAUCCACCACCUAGCGAGACAUGCUGUUGCUUGUUUUCUUACGAGGGGAGACCUAUGGAUCAACUGGGAAGAGGGACAGAAGGUGUUUGAGGAGCUUUUACUGGAUGGCGACUGGGCUCUGAAUGCUGGGAACUGGCAGUGGCUCUCUGCGAGUACCUUUUUCCACCAGUACUUCAGAGUCUACUCCCCUGUUGCUUUUGGCAAGAAGACAGACAAAAAUGGAGACUACAUCAAGAAGUACCUUCCUCUUCUAAAGAAGUUCCCAGCUCAGUACAUCUAUGAGCCUUGGAAAGCUCCACGCAGCAUCCAGCAGGCAGCUGGGUGUAUCGUGGGUAAAGACUAUCCACGUCCUAUUGUGGAACAUGAAGUGAUCAGUAAAAAGAACAUCCAGAGGAUGAAGUUAGCUUAUGCCAAGAGACCCAAAAGCACUGCUGAGUCACCCAGCAAAAAGCAAGGUGUAAAGCGCAAACCACCAUCUGUUGUCGACAUGCUAAAGAAGAAAAGUAAAGUCAAAUAAUAUUACGCAAACAGUAAAGUUACUGUCCAAUCAAUGACUGUUCAUCACAAAUAACUGUUUAUACUGGCUUUGUCUUUCUACUACCUUAUACCUGCCUCAUGUACAGUAUGCAAGCAAGUAGACCAUAACUAUAUUUUAAUUUUUUUUUUUUUACAGCAACCUUUAUUUGUUACUGUUUUUAAGUACUGUUUUAAUGUUUCCUUUUUUAAAUAUCUAUUUUGGUGUUUAUGAGAAUUGCUGCUUGUUAGAUUAGAACUAAACUUAAAGAAUGCAUGUGUGUGUUUGUUACAUGGGAAUUUGAUCAAGAUUUGUUGUCUUAUUUUGUUUGAAUGCUGCAGUUUAUAUGUAACUGAAGUGAUAAUUUGCCUUACUGUUACAAUCUGGAGCUUUAUGUUGUAUGACUGCUCAGAUGUUUGUACCCACUUCAAAUAAGAUAUGUACAAAUAAUA
Scomber japonicus (chub mackerel) is the source of this 2034-nucleotide messenger RNA. It is a transcript of the gene cry5, whose product is annotated as cryptochrome circadian regulator 5. Gene Ontology annotation, biological process: circadian regulation of gene expression; entrainment of circadian clock by photoperiod. NCBI's taxonomy places the organism in Eukaryota, Metazoa, Chordata, Actinopteri, Scombriformes, Scombridae. Gene Ontology annotation, molecular function: DNA binding; FAD binding. The record is from RefSeq and is a predicted model, not a curated record. The transcript has 11 exons. The coding region runs from base 17 to 1585 and encodes 522 amino acids. Gene Ontology annotation, cellular component: cytoplasm; nucleus.